This is a messenger RNA of Macrosiphum euphorbiae (potato aphid), 735 nucleotides long. The record is from the annotation of a GenBank genome assembly. NCBI's taxonomy places the organism in Eukaryota, Metazoa, Arthropoda, Insecta, Hemiptera, Aphididae.
AUGAAAAAGUGUCCGGAAUACAUGGACCGCAAGGUGUUCGAAUUCGGGACGGAGAAUGAGGGCCCAGGACCUGCAGCAUACGGGGCCCGGACGACGGUGGGUCGCCUGAACCGAUUGCCAACCGUAACCGGUGCACCAGCGUGCUCGGUGCAUCAGCGACUGGACUUAGGCAACGAGACCGAGGGGCCAGGGCCGGCAGUGUACAAUCUGGCGCAGCUGACGUACCGUGGUCGAGCCGUGGCGCCACGGUACAGCAUUGCCAAGAAACUGCCUUUCGACGGCGAUCUGGACAACCCGGGACCAGCGGCGUACAAGCCUAGAGUCCCGGUCAAGGGUCCGGUACCUAAGAUGCUGUUUCGGAUAAUCCACCCGGAUCCCAGAGCCGACAACCCUGGGUCCAACGUUUACAAGUUGCCGUCAACACUGUCAAGAAAAAAGAUUACGCUGGCCAAGAAAAUCGACGAUCUCAUAGACAUCAAAUCACCCGGUCCGGUAUAUCCAACUGUGCCUUUAAACAAAUACAAAACGAAAGCGCCCCAAUAUAGUCUGCCGAAGAAAAUUGAAAACCCUCUGUUGGUCAACGAGAUGAAUGGCCAAUCGCCAAGCCCGCAGGCAUACAAUCCAACGCUCAAGUACAAGUACAAAGUUAUGCCGAAGUUUUCGUUUGGGAUGCGGCGACCCGAUAAAUUUCCACCAUUAGUGGUGUGUGGCGACGAUGUUCAAAAACGAAAAUAA